AUGCAUCAAGACGACUGCGAUGCCCUCUCCGUCUCUUCAGGGGGUACGUCUCGUGGUCGACAACGCGAUCUGCGACGGCUGAGUAGUCGUGAUGACUCGUCGUAUUCAAGUUCUCCUGGCAGUCGUAUCGAUGAAUAUGAGCGCAGGCACACAAAGCCGAAGAAGCGAACUGGUGACAUGAUCUUUGAGAUUGUUCCAAGCAAGCACAAUCAAAAUGGUGUCGCCAUCGAAGAGUUUCCCAAUGAGGUUUUGACCCACAUCCUCUCUCAUCUGCCACCCGAAACCCUAUCGUCCAUGAGCCUUGUCUCUCGUCGAUUCCACAAGCUGGUCACCACUCCCCCCGCGUGGCGGAUUGCUUUUGCUCGCUACUUUCCCGCCGCGGAAGCCCUAGCUACAGGACCCAAACUUGCAGUCGAUGUUGAAAAGUCCCAACGACGAUCAUUCACUCGCCUAAGCGCCCUGGCCUCCUGGAGAAGUGAGUACAUUCUGCGUACUCGGCUCAUCCGUUCCUUGGGAAGAGGCCGUCCUGCCAUUCGCGCUGUUCCGAAACCAAGUAUCUCACGCUCUUCGGCCAAUGCGGGACUCAAUGCGGCAGUCACCACUUACCAAUCAGGUCUGAUGUUUCCCAUUAGCCACAUGCAUGCCACCUUUGGCGUAGGUCUGAACAAGACGCAGCCGCUGUUCAUCCAUGGCGCUGCCGAGCAAGGUCUGGUAUCCAGCAGCGAUCCAAUGACUGGCAAGAUCGCCCAUUGGGGUCUAGCUGACUAUCAAGCCUUUCACCAUUUUGGGGAUCUCUAUGCCGGUGAGGCCGAGUACGGUCUUGGGCCGGGAGAUGUCGUUGGUUUACCCAAUUCGCUAGAUGUCAGCCAACCCUACGGUCGAGUCUACGGUGAAGGUUGCCCGGGUGGCCGGUUGUUCUACACUGCCUCUAAUGAACAGCGAGGGCGCUUUCUGCCAACCUCGUCCAGCGCCAACCACGCUCUUGGUAUCCCGGAAGUGACCAUGAUCGGGUGCUCAGUAACAUCAGUUUGGAUGGCCAAGUCCGAAGCUGUGUUGAAAGUGACUACUGGUGUUUUCGGAUUGCUGGCCGGUUUCUCAAAUGGUAUCGUCGCGGCCUACGCGCUGGGAAACAAUCCUGUCUACGAUCGCCGGUACACUAAAGGUGAAGCCACGGCCAAGUGGGUUCUUUCUCCAGGCGUUCCGAUUACUGCUAUCAUUGUUGACGAGCACGCUUCCGCCCGCAAACUUGCUGCCGGCCGCGUUUGGGCUGUUGCGCUCAACGCUUUAGGCGAGGUGUAUUACCUGACCGAGACACCGUUACGUCCAGAUCCUCAAGGCAAAACUACUGCUGCCGAUAUCGACUGCGAGGCUUGGCGUACUGGCCGGAGCGUAGAAUGGGCUCUUGUUGAAGAGACUCGGAGAAAAGCGAAGCUUGACCCUUUCAGCACGUCCGACGUUGAUGGUAGCUACACUCCCAGGAUAUCUGGCGACCGUACAGCCCUUGAUAAGGAGCAAAGAAUUGCAGAAGCCAAGGAGGUUGAGAAGUACAUUCAGUAUCCGCCAAAGCACUUCCGAGCCAUUUGUGAUGGUUGGGACAUGCAACGCAAAGCCUUGGUUGAUUUUGGUGGGGAUUGUGAAUCGAUCGUUAUCAUCAACCGCGGCCUGGCCGGUGACCCAGCCUCUGUGAAGCGCUUCACGCGCCAUCGCCAAAAAUUGUCUCUCAAUUAUGACCUCGAAAAAUGGCCCACCGUACGGCAAGCCGCCCCCCACGUUUCAAUAUUCGGUGGUGUGGCUACUGCUUCUUCUGCAUCUCCGGCUCCGAGCGUGCCACGCUCACGCACCUCGAGUACGGAGGACGUCGCAACACAGUUCCAAGUUGAAUGGCGCACCUCAAGCUUCGCUCUUGGAGAAAUGCGCAAUGUUCAGAUCACUACUGUGGCCAUCGACGAGUCGGACUUCGCCUGUCUGGCAACCAUGGAAGACCCAUUACUAGGAAUGUCUGCGGUCUCCGGUGCUUCAUCGCCGAUUGCUUCGCCAUUGGGACGAGGACAAGUAAUUGCAGCGUCGUCAGAUGUGCCUGGCCACCGGGCACGGUUCAUGGCUGUUGGCACCAAGACUGGCGCUGUUCUGCUGUGGAACAUACGGGCUAGCCUCUCGCCAGCGGUAGGCGUCGUCAACACCGUGACGCCUGUGCGUGCCAUUCACACGAAGUCACCUGAAGUCUCGUCGAUUGCCCUGACUGCCCUCUAUGUUGUGCACGGGGGCAACGACGGUCUUGUGCAAGCCUGGGAUCCGCUCACCUCGACUCUGGAGCCCAUCCGCACCCUCAACUCUCGCUUUUCGGAUCGCGCCCGUCGCCGCAUCGCCCAGGCCGAUGCUUCGGCUCAAGGGGUCGGUCACAACUACUUUGCUGCAGCCGCAAUCGUCUUGGACCCAGACCCAACCAUCUUACGUGGCAUGGUAUCCCUCGGCACCCAUCUUCGCUAUUGGUCAUAUAGCUCCACUGCCGCCGAUGCCUACAAGAGUCGCAAACGUGGACAACUCAGUCGGCGUUCUGGUCGAGGUAGCAAUGACGGCGGAACAGAUCACAAAGUUACUGCGACCGGCCGUGGCGUGCUCAAGGAUUAUAUCGUCAACGAGCAGAUCGAGAUGGAACGCGAGAAGAUCGCUCGACGCAAGGCACAUGAGAGGCUCAGCGGUCGCUUCGGCACCACUUUGCUCGGGGAAGACGCCAGUGAGGAAGAGCUUCUAGCAUAUGCGACCAUGUUGAGCGAAGAGAGCCUCAAGAGCGACGCAGUCAAGCGGGCCAGCCAGGACAGCAGCGCUAUUGCCAGCCCACAUCCAUCUAGCAAAGCUGAACAAGUGGUCGCAAGCAAUCCGGGUGAUUUGGAUGCGGAACUGGAGGAAGCGCUCCGGCUGAGCUUGCUAGAUAGCGAGCAGGUGGCAUCUUCGUCAUUUCCGCCUCAGCAGAUCGACGAGCCGGCACUCAGCAUUCCGAUCCGGUAUGCCAAGGGCGUCAAGCGCACGAUGGGGUCCGCAAAAACGAAUACAGCCGCUAGUGGUAGCAAGACACAGAAGGAGGCCGAUGACCUGGAGUUUGCUCUCCAGCUCAGUCUCGCUGAAGAGCAAAGCAGGCUUGAGGCCGCGGACGAGUCGCAAUUUCCGCCGUUGGAAAGCAGGAGCAGCAGCGAAGAUAGUACGCAGAGCGGGAAAGGGAAGGGCAAGAGAAAGGCGCAUAGGGGAUGA
Cyphellophora europaea CBS 101466 is the source of this 3246-nucleotide messenger RNA. RefSeq lists its product as uncharacterized. Bases 1 to 3246 code for a protein of 1081 amino acids. Gene Ontology annotation, cellular component: proteasome regulatory particle, base subcomplex; cytosol; nucleus. The transcript is spliced from 2 exons. Gene Ontology annotation, molecular function: polyubiquitin modification-dependent protein binding. Gene Ontology annotation, biological process: proteasome-mediated ubiquitin-dependent protein catabolic process. NCBI's taxonomy places the organism in Eukaryota, Fungi, Ascomycota, Eurotiomycetes, Chaetothyriales, Cyphellophoraceae. The record is from RefSeq and is a predicted model, not a curated record.